AUGGAUUCAUAAAUGGAAGAGCAACAACUUUUUGGUAAUCACUCCUUAUCAAGUAAAUUUAGUUUAUAGAGAUAGUCUCUAGUAGAUACACAGAAAGAAACAAUCCAUUACAUCUUUAUCAUCAUACUAAUUAGAUUGGAAUAAAACAAAUACCUGAGAUAGAAAAUUAAGAAAUCCCUUUUGAAGAUGGGAGUGCCUAAGAACAAAUCUCUCAGCAUAAUUUAUCUAAUCCAAUAACAUCAUCAGAAAGAAAAAGCUAUAUACAGCAUCAAAAUAAUGAAAAUAAGGAAUCCCCAUUUCGAUAACCUUUAGAAAGAUAGAGCUAAUUCAUUCCUGAGCCAGAUGAACAAAAAAACUUUUUGCAACUAAUUAGAAGAAAAAAAUUGAUAUAAAAAUUUAUAUCAAGAACUCGAUAAAAAGCUUAUAUAUUUACAUAAUUAUUGGCAGAGUAAUUUAUGAAAUUCUAAUUCGAAUAGUACAUUAUUAAGAAUAAACAAAAUAUUAAAAAUGUAAUUGAUAAUGAAAAUAAUGAAAAGAUGAAAACAGGUAAAUUAAAUUUUAUCCCUUUGUUUUAAACUCAAUAACCUAUUCUUAUGAUUUGGGAAUUCUUUGUGUUUAUUUAAACUUUAUAUAUAACUUGGUGGGGACCAUUCACAGUAGUAUUUGAAAAUAAUGUUCAUAAAAAUACAAUAUCUGAAAGUAUAAUUAUAUAUUUUGGGAUAUUUGAUGUAUUUAUGAUGAUGAAUAAGAGUUUAGUUUAUUAAGGAUAGAUUUUAGAAGAUAGAAAAACGAUAAUAAAAUAAUAUUUAAAAAAUUAAUUUGGAGCUGAUUUGAUUUCAAUAUUUACAAUAUGUUGUAUUGAUAAUAGAAAUUAUGCAUAAGAUUAGGAAAUAAUUUUUAUAAUUUUAGUAUUAAUUUUGAUAUACAUAAAUUAAAAACGAAUAAUGAAUAUUUUAGAUAAAAUUCAGGAAUCUUUUGAUGUUUAAUAGGAUGCAUUUGAUUUGAUAAAGGUUUUGUUGAUAAUAGGAUAUUUUGCUCAUAUAAGUGCAUGUAUAUGGGCUCGAAUAUCAAUGAUAAGUGAUAAACUUGGUUGUAUGUCUUGGAUGAAAAAUUAUGAUGUAGAUAAUCAAUCAUCAUGGAUUUAAUAUAAUUUUUCAUUUUAUUGGGCUACGAUGACAAUGGUAACAGUUGGUUAUGGAGAUAUAACUCCAUAGAAUGAAUAUGAAAUGUUGUGUGCAAUAUUAAUAAUGUUCAUAGCGAGUAUCAUAUUUGGUUAUUCAUUGAAUUCUAUUGGAAUAAUUUUAAAGAAUAUAAAUGAUCGAUAAUAGAAGUUUAGGUAAUAAGUUAAUAAGAAUAGGAAGAAAAUCUUAAUUGUUAAUAAAUUCUUAUAUGAACAAGAAUCAAGUGAGUGUUUAAUUGUAAUGUAAAAUAAGGAACUACUUGAAAUAUUAUAUAGAAUAAGAUAAUUUUUAAAAUGAUGAAGAGGUAAUAACACUAUUUUGAUAUGAAUAGUUAAAUUCUUUGAUUUCUAAAUUAUCUCCAGGAUUGAGAGAAGAGUUGUUAUAUGAUAUAUAAAAGAAACCUUUAAAAUCUAUGGAUUUUUUUAUUAAGGAAAUGUCUUAGGAAGUUUAGAAAUAGAUAGCUUAUCAAUUAUAAGCAUAACAUUUUGCACCUUUGGAAGUUAUAUAUUAAUAAAAUAGUUAUGAUGAUAAUUCAUUAUAUUUGAUAGUAGAAGGACAAGUUUAAUUGAUUGAUGAAAGAAAUAAUGAGAUUGUUCAUAAAUAUGAAAAAGGAUAGUGUUUUGGUAAAUAUGAAUUUUUUACUGGUUUAAAUAGAGAGUUAUAAGCUAGGAGUGAAACAUUUUCACAUGUCUAUAGUCUGAAAAGGAAUGAUAUGAUUAAAAUAUUAGAAGACUUUAUGGAUGAGAAAGAGAAAUUUGCAAAUAUGAAAGAUUAAAUAAUAAUUCUUAAAAAUUUGUAGAUAAUUGAUUUUAAUUGUUAUUUCUGUAAUGAAUUUACUCAUACUUAUAAUUAAUGUCCUUAUUUAUAAUACAAACCAGAUUUAGAGAGAUUAAUAAAGAGAGAUGGAUUUUGUAAAUAAAAUAGAAGUCGUUUUAUGAGAUAAAAAUUAAGGACAGGAUCCUCUUUAAAUUUAUUAAUAGUAUUAUAUUAUAUAUAAUUAAUUUAGAUAAAGAAAGAAUAACAUGAUAAAUUUCUAAAAGAUAUAGGUAUUGAAUUAGAUAGUUCAUAAUCUUCAUCAUCGUCAUCUAGUGAAAAGAAAGAACAAUCUUAAUAGUUAUCAAAUUAACGGAGUAAUUCUAUAGAGAGAAAGGAAGAAUUUUAAUAAGGAAAGAAGGAAUAUUUGUCAACUGUAAAUUUAGAGAAUAAAAUGACAGAAAGGUAUACAAAGUAGAGAAAGAAUUAAAGAUAGGGAUCUCAUAAUACUCAUUUAAUUUAAACAUAAGCUAUAAAAACAUUAUAGAUGGAUUAAGAGGUUGAGAAUACACAUCUUUCUAAACGGAAGAGAUCAUAAUCUAUUAAAGAUAUAGCUCCAAAGAAUAACAAAAGAAGAAAUAGUUAAGAUUCAUAAAGUGGAGGAGGUUCAAAUCAGAAUAAGAAAGCUAUGUCAAUGAAUAAUACGACAACCAAGAUAUUGAAUAAUAUUAAUUUAAAUAGCAUCAAAUCUAUUAUAGAAUAAUAAAUAGAUUUUGUAAAAUUGACAGAAGAAAUAGAUUAAAAUAGAUUAUAAUUCUUAAAUUGUGAUAUGGAAAAGAGUUAAUAGUUUAAAUACUAUUUGCCAUAGAAUAAUUUAAAUUAGAUUUUAUUAUAGUAUCAAUUAAGAUAAAGAAGUAAUAAGUUUAAAGGAAGAUGUGAAUCAAAUAGAUAUUCAAUAUUUUAUAAUGUUAAAAAAUAAGGAUAGAUAAAUAGAUGUUAAAAGGGAGGUAGAGGAAGUCGUGUUUGUUCACCAGGGAGUAAGAAAUUGAUAUGUAAGAAUAAAAAAAAAUCAUUUUUAAUAAGUCCUUUGUAAUAGGAAGGUUGA
Molecule: messenger RNA, 3039 nt
Organism: Paramecium sonneborni
Lineage: Eukaryota; Ciliophora; Oligohymenophorea; Peniculida; Parameciidae
Source: the annotation of a GenBank genome assembly